AUGGAAUCUACGAAGUAUUUGAAGCUGCUUCAAAAACAUUCAUCUGAGUCCAUUCUCUGUGUAAAUGAAAGGAAGCUUAGCUUUGCAGAGUUGGGCACAGGUCCUUUUGUUUUAGCCUUUGCAAUCUUCAAAAUUGAGGAUGUGGGGACCCUGCCAUAUCAUCAUGUUGGCAACUUUAGGAUUGCAGACACAUUUGCCAUUUUAUUGGAAGGAUGGGAAAAGGAAGGGAACGUGGCUAAGGCGAAGACCACCUUUGGGGAGAUGGUGAUUGGGGUGGGUUGGAGCCCACAGUACAUUUCUCCUUAUGAUGCAUUCUGA
Fraxinus pennsylvanica is the source of this 318-nucleotide messenger RNA. The record is from the annotation of a GenBank genome assembly. NCBI's taxonomy places the organism in Eukaryota, Viridiplantae, Streptophyta, Magnoliopsida, Lamiales, Oleaceae.